Molecule: messenger RNA, 2395 nt
Organism: Eubalaena glacialis (North Atlantic right whale)
Lineage: Eukaryota; Metazoa; Chordata; Mammalia; Artiodactyla; Balaenidae
Gene: ANAPC7
Product: anaphase promoting complex subunit 7
Exons: 11
Coding region: 63-1760 (565 amino acids)
Biological process (GO): cell division
Molecular function (GO): protein binding
Source: RefSeq, a predicted model, not a curated record
UCUUCCCGAAGGAGCUUCAACCGGCUUUUCGGGCUGGUGUCGCGGCGGCCUUGCUGGGCAGAAUGAAUGUGAUAGACCACUUGCGAGACAUGGCGGCAGCGGGGCUGCACUCCAACGUGCGGCUCCUCAGCAGCUUGUUACUUACAAUGAGUAAUAACAACCCUGAGUUAUUCUCCCCAUCUCAGAAGUACCAGCUUUUGGUGUAUCAUGCAGAUUCUCUCUUUCACGAUAAGGAAUAUCGGAAUGCUGUGAGUAAGUAUACUAUGGCUUUACAGCAGAAGAAAGCCUUAAGUAAAACUUCAAAAGUGAGACCUUCAACUGGAAAUUCUGCAUCCACUCCACAAAGUCAGUGUCUUCCAUCUGAAAUUGAAGUAAAAUACAAAAUGGCUGAAUGUUAUACAAUGCUAAAACAAGAUAAAGAUGCCAUUGCUAUUCUUGAUGGGAUCCCUUCAAGACAAAGAACUCCCAAAAUAAACAUGAUGCUGGCAAACCUGUACAAGAAGGCCGGUCAGGAGCGACCUUCAGUCACCAGCUAUAAGGAAGUGCUGAGGCAGUGCCCAUUAGCCCUUGAUGCCAUUCUAGGUUUGCUGUCCCUUUCUGUAAAAGGUGCAGAGGUGGCAUCAAUGACGAUGAACGUGAUCCAGACCUUGCCUAACUUAGAUUGGCUCUCUGUGUGGAUCAAAGCGUAUGCUUUUGUGCACAUUGGUGACAACUCGAGAGCAAUCAAUACCAUCUGUUCACUAGAGAAAAAGUCCUUAUUGAGAGAUAACGUGGACCUACUGGGAAGCUUAGCAGAUCUGUACUUCAGAGCCGGAGACAAUAAAAACUCUGUCCUCAAGUUUGAACAGGCACAGAUGUUGGAUCCUUAUCUGAUAAAAGGAAUGGAUGUAUAUGGCUACCUCCUGGCACGAGAAGGGCGGCUGGAGGAUGUGGAGAACCUUGGCUGCCGCCUUUUCAAUAUUUCUGAUCAACAUGCAGAACCCUGGGUGGUCUCUGGGUGUCAUAGCUUCUAUAGCAAACGCUACUCCCGAGCCCUCUAUUUAGGAGCCAAGGCCAUUCAGCUGAAUAGUAAUAGUGUUCAAGCUUUGCUACUUAAGGGAGCAGCACUUAGAAACAUGGGCAGAGUCCAAGAAGCAAUAAUUCACUUUCGGGAGGCUAUACGUCUUGCACCUUGUCGCUUAGAUUGUUAUGAAGGUCUCAUCGAAUGUUACUUAGCCUCCAACAGUAUUCGUGAAGCCAUGGUAAUGGCUAACAAUGUUUACAAAACUCUAGGAGCAAAUGCACAGACCCUUACCCUUUUAGCCACCGUUUGUCUUGAAGACCCAGUGACACAGGAGAAAGCCAAAACUUUAUUAGAUAAAGCCCUGACUCAAAGGCCGGACUACAUUAAGGCUGUGGUGAAAAAAGCGGAACUGCUUAGCAGAGAACAGAAAUAUGAAGAUGGAAUUGCUUUGCUGCGCAACGCACUAGCUAAUCAGAGUGACUGUGUCCUGCAUCGGAUCCUAGGAGAUUUCCUUGUAGCUGUCAAUGAGUAUCAGGAAGCAAUGGACCAGUAUAGUAUAGCACUAAGUUUGGACCCCAAUGACCAGAAGUCUCUAGAGGGGAUGCAGAAGAUGGAGAAGGAGGAGAGUCCCACGGAUGCCACUCAGGAGGAGGAUGUGGACGACAUGGAAGGGAGUGGGGAAGAAGGGGACCUGGAGGGCAGCGACAGUGAGGCGGCCCAGUGGGCUGACCAGGAGCAGUGGUUCGGCAUGCAGUGAGGCAGGCACAGCUCCGUGGCCACACUGGCCUGCCCUGCUCUGAGCACUUCCAUGGACUGAAGGAACCUGUAGGAGCCCGCUCUCUGGGAGGACAAUGAUUCAGCAUGUGAUUGCAGCAGGGGUCUCUGCCCCUUGCUCCAUAUUUCUAGUAGUGACUUCAUUUUUAAAAACUGAGCCUGACCAACCUUCCAUAUAUCUCCAUCCUCCUCUGCUCCAGUCAGGGAGGACCAAGUGAGCGCUCAGAGGCCCGUGGACAUGUCGGGGCUUCUGGGACAGAGUGCUUUUUAUAGAACUAACUUCUAAAUCUGAAAGCUCGAGGAAUAGACAGUGUUUUGUCUGUGAUGUUGUGGAUGGGUUUAAAGGAGUGACCUGUUCCCCAGAGCAAGAGUGUCAUCUCCCAGCAGCAGCAUGGACUGGCCCUUUCAGAGAGGGUUUCCUGUCCCAGAAAUCAUUAUCCUGGGUUGUCCAAACUUCCCUAGUAACCUUGCUUCCCUCUGCAAUGUUAGUAAUGCCUUAAGCUGACAGUUGCUGUUUUGCAGAACAGUUUUCCUAUUUGCUAAUCUGAUAACUUGCCUGUGAGCCUGGGCCGAAUCUGAGAAACAAGUGUGACCUAGAGCAUGAACAGAGGCGCAGUU